Fraxinus pennsylvanica is the source of this 441-nucleotide messenger RNA. Lineage: Eukaryota; Viridiplantae; Streptophyta; Magnoliopsida; Lamiales; Oleaceae. The record is from the annotation of a GenBank genome assembly.
AUGGAUAAAUAUGCGAAGAAGCAAGAGCGCUUAGAAAUUGGGCAAAAGAGGAGACUCAUUAUGAGUCCAAGUGUUGAGAAUUUGCAUGAUGUUAGAGACUUUCUCUCAUCUUCCUCACUUAUAUACACCAUUUUUCACAUUUCGAACUAUACAAGUCAAGAUGAAGAGGAGCUUGUGAACAUUCAGUUAGAGAUAGAGACAUUGUUUUCCUCUCCGAAGGACGCUACAUCAGAGAUUGGCCCUAGCACCAAGUUGAAUUCUAUUGCAGAGGGUAUGUUGGAGGAAAUGCCCAGGGAGGAUCUCAUUUUUGACUACCAAGCUGAAGAAAUCUUGGUAGCCAGUGAACCAUUAGUUGUAGAAGUGGAAGAUUUGGUAACAAAAACAUCAUAUUGGGGUGAGGAUUUACAAGAUCUUGUAGUCAAUUGGGAGAUCUUUAGUUGA